Loxodonta africana (African savanna elephant) is the source of this 10702-nucleotide messenger RNA. It is a transcript of the gene ANKIB1, whose product is annotated as ankyrin repeat and IBR domain containing 1. The record is from RefSeq and is a predicted model, not a curated record. Gene Ontology annotation, molecular function: zinc ion binding; ubiquitin protein ligase activity; ubiquitin conjugating enzyme binding. Gene Ontology annotation, biological process: protein polyubiquitination; ubiquitin-dependent protein catabolic process; positive regulation of proteasomal ubiquitin-dependent protein catabolic process. The transcript is spliced from 22 exons. Lineage: Eukaryota; Metazoa; Chordata; Mammalia; Proboscidea; Elephantidae. Gene Ontology annotation, cellular component: cytoplasm; ubiquitin ligase complex. Bases 519 to 3797 code for a protein of 1092 amino acids.
GGGUACCUGAGGUCACUGGCUCAGCAUUAGAGGCAGGGGCGGCCGCUGCGGGGGCAGAACUCCAGAGCUGCGAGGUCCACCCGAGCCUUCCCUUCAGCCCGGGAAGUAUAACCGCCUGUCUGUUAUUUGGCUGAAAGGUGAUCUUCAGGAGUGGCUUCAGAUCAAGUUGGAAGGGUGACUAAGAGCCAUAAUCUUGGGAAGUUCCUCUAGUCUAGACCACUGCAGGUUGACUUCAGCUUCACUUUAUGUCUACUUUAUUCUGGGACUCAAGCUGGAAGAGAAAGAUAAAAGGAAGAACCAUAUGAUGGCUCUUAAAGAUUUGCCUUAGAGAUGUCAUGCUUUAUUUGUGCUCACAUUUCAUUGGCUAAAGCAAGUCAGAUGACCAAGCUUGAUAUCCACGGGAAAGGGAAGUGUAAUCCUCUACAGGGAGAAUGUGAAACAUGUUGCAGAAGUAUUCAUGAAGUGGCUGAAGGGGGAAGGAAAAAAGUGCCACUGCCUAUCAGAAAACAAAACAAAACAUGGGAAAUACAACCACGAAAUUCCGUAAAGCACUCAUCAAUGGUGAUGAAAACCUCGCCUGCCAAAUAUAUGAAAACAACCCUCAGCUAAAAGAAUCCCUUGAUCCAAACACAUCUUAUGGGGAGCCCUACCAGCACAAUACACCAUUACAUUAUGCUGCCAGACAUGGAAUGAAUAGAAUAUUAGGGACUUUUCUUUUUGGUAGAGAUGGAAAUCCAAAUAAACGGAAUGUGCACAAUGAAACAUCUAUGCAUUUGUUGUGUAUGGGACCUCAAAUUAUGAUAUCUGAAGGAGCCCUUCAUCCUCGCUUAGCACGCCCCGCUGAAGAUGAUUUCAGAAGAGCAGAUUGUCUGCAGAUGAUCUUAAGAUGGAAAGGAGCAAAACUUGACCAAGGGGAGUAUGAGAGAGCAGCUAUUGAUGCCGUUGAUAACAAAAAAAACACACCCCUGCACUAUGCUGCUGCCUCAGGGAUGAAAACCUGUGUAGAGCUUCUAGUAAAACAUGGAGGAGACCUGUUCGCUGAGAAUGAAAAUAAAGAUACUCCUUGUGACUGUGCUGAAAAACAACACCACAAAGAUCUGGCCCUCAAUCUGGAAUCUCAAAUGGUAUUUUCACGGGAUCCAGAAGCUGAAGAAAUAGAAGCUGAAUAUGCUGCAUUAGACAAACGAGAGCCAUAUGAAGGAUUAAGGCCCCAGGAUCUUCGUAGAUUGAAAGAUAUGCUUAUAGUGGAAACUGCAGACAUGCUUCAGGCUCCAUUAUUUACUGCUGAAGCUUUACUUCGAGCUCAUGACUGGGACAGGGAGAAAUUACUUGAAGCUUGGAUGUCCAACCCAGAGAACUGCUGCCAACGAUCAGGUGUUCAAAUGCCAACUCCACCGCCGACUGGGUACAAUGCCUGGGAUACCCUCCCUUCUCCAAGAACUCCAAGGACUACACGUUCUUCUGUCACCUCUCCAGAUGAAAUCAGUUUAUCCCCUGGGGAUUUGGACACAAGUUUGUGUGACAUUUGUAUGUGCAGUAUUUCUGUAUUCGAAGACCCAGUGGAUAUGCCCUGUGGACAUGACUUUUGUAGAGGAUGUUGGGAGUCGUUUUUGAAUCUGAAAAUUCAAGAAGGUGAAGCUCACAACAUUUUUUGCCCCGCAUAUGAUUGCUUCCAACUUGUGCCUGUAGAUAUCAUAGAAAGUGUGGUUUCUAAAGAGAUGGACAAACGAUACCUACAGUUUGAUAUUAAGGCCUUUGUUGAAAAUAAUCCUGCCAUUAAAUGGUGUCCUACUCCUGGCUGCGAAAGAGCAGUCAGACUAACAAAACAAGGAUCAAGUACAUCUGGAUCUGAUACACUCAGCUUCCCAUUGCUGAGAGCCCCUGCUGUGGAUUGUGGGAAAGGACACCUAUUCUGCUGGGAGUGCCUUGGUGAAGCGCAUGAACCUUGUGACUGCCAAACGUGGAAAAAUUGGCUACAAAAAAUAACUGAAAUGAAACCAGAAGAACUUGUGGGAGUUAGUGAAGCUUAUGAGGAUGCUGCCAAUUGUCUCUGGUUAUUAACUAACUCCAAGCCUUGUGCUAACUGUAAGUCUCCAAUACAGAAGAAUGAGGGCUGCAAUCACAUGCAGUGUGCUAAGUGCAAGUAUGACUUUUGCUGGAUUUGCCUAGAAGAGUGGAAAAAACACAGUUCUUCCACCGGAGGUUACUACAGAUGUACUCGCUAUGAAGUGAUUCAGCACGUGGAGGAGCAAUCCAAAGAAAUGACUGUGGAGGCUGAGAAAAAACACAAACGAUUUCAGGAACUUGACAGAUUUAUGCACUACUACACAAGAUUUAAAAACCAUGAGCAUAGCUAUCAGUUAGAACAACGCCUUCUUAAAACAGCCAAAGAAAAGAUGGAGCAACUGAGUAGAGCUCUCAACGAAACUGAAGGAAGCUGUCCAGAUACCACUUUCAUUGAAGAUGCAGUUCAUGUGCUCUUAAAAACCCGACGCAUUCUCAAGUGUUCUUACCCGUAUGGAUUUUUCUUAGAACCUAAAAGCACAAAGAAAGAAAUAUUUGAACUCAUGCAAACAGACCUAGAAAUGGUCACUGAAGACCUUGCUCAAAAAGUCAAUAGGCCUUACCUUCGCACACCCCGCCACAAGAUAAUCAAGGCAGCAUGCCUUGUACAGCAGAAGAGGCAGGAGUUCCUGGCAUCCGUGGCUCGGGGAGUUGCUCCUGCAGACUCACCAGAAGCUCCAAGGCGCAGCUUUGCUGGUGGAACAUGGGAUUGGGAAUAUUUGGGAUUUGCAUCACCUGAGGAAUAUGCUGAAUUUCAGUAUCGGAGGAGGCACAGACAGCAGCGCCGACGCGGAGAUGUGCACAGUCUGCUCAGUAGUCCUCCAGACGCUGAUGAGCCAAGUGAAAGCACUUUAGAUACCCCAGAAGGUGGCAGCGGCCACAGACCCAGUGCCUCCGUGGUAAGUUCUGCAUCUAUGAGCAUGCUGCACAGCUCUUCCCUGCGUGACUAUGCCCCUGCCAGUCGCUCUGAAAACCAGGACUCUCUUCAGGCUCUGAGUUCCUUGGAUGAAGAUGAUCCCAAUAUACUUCUCGCAAUACAGUUAUCCCUGCAAGAGUCUGGGCUGGCCAUCAAUGAAGAACCUAGAGACUUCCUCAGUAAUGAGGCAUCCUUAGGAGCGAUAGGUACUUCUUUACCUUCCAGGCUGGACUCAAUCCCCAGGAAUACAGAUAGCCCUCGGACUGCAUUGAGCAGCUCUGAGCUAUUGGAACUUGGUGACGGCCUUAUGAGACUAGGAGCUGAAACUGAUCCAUUUUCAACUGACACCCUUAGUUCACACCCUCUCAGUGAGGCAAGGAGUGAGUUGUAUCCCUCAUCCAGUGACCCUGACUCAGCUGGCCAGGACCCCAAUAUCAGUGACAAUCUUCUUGGGAAUAUCAUGGCUUGGUUUCACGACAUGAACCCUCAGAGUAUUGCCCUGAUUCCUCCAGCAACUACGGAAAUCAGUGCCGAUUCCCAGCUCCCCAGUGUCAAGGAUGGGUCAGAAGGCAUGAGGGAUGUGGAAGUGGUGCCACCAGAAGAAGAUUCGAUUUUUGAAGAUGCUGUUAUAAGUGAAGGUAGAGGAACCCAGAGAGAAGAAGAAAAUCUUUUAGAGGAAAAUACUCUGGCUGGAGAAGCAGUGUCUCAAGCUGGCAACAGUGGUAAUGAGGCAGCCAACAAGGGGGAUGGUUCAGAUGUUUCAAGUCAAACACCUCAAACCUCAAGUGACUGGCUUGAACAAGUACAUUUAGUGUGAACUGCACACCUUUUGCUCUAGAUGAAUCGCAAGUACAGACAGUAUACUAGGUGAAAUAUGCUUUAUAGAGACUUUGAUCCACUUAAUUUCAACUCAAUUAGAAACCACUGACAUUAGGAUUGAAUAUGAAGGCAUUCCCUUGAAUGGUAGCUUCAUUUUAGAUUUUUGACCUUAACGGGGAAUUUCUUUUGAAUUUAAUUGGGUAGCUUUCCCCCUUUUUGCUGACAAAAAGAAGAGCAGGAUAGAAAGAGAAACACAAAUGGAAUAAAUAGGUUAUAUUCCAUAUUCUAAGAAAAUGCAGUCCUCUGCUUAGCCUAAGGCUGGCAAUAGUUAAAUUGAACAUUUAAAUUAAAGGCAUAUUCCCUAAUCCUUGGGUGGUUUAUCCUUUUAAAAAGAGAGCUUUCUUCAUUUUAAAAGUUCAUGUUGACAGAUCUGAUAAAAUUCAGCUCCUCAAUCUCUGUGCUCUUCCAUAACUUUCUUUUUGUCUGAGAAGUGUGAAUUGAGGUAUACAGUGCUUCUCUUUAGUGCUGCAUCUACCACAGUGUAGUUUUAAUUUUCACAUGAAUCCAAGGUUUCUUUUCAUGUCUGUUUACAGUCCAGUCGUGCCAAACUCUGAUUAGUGCGCUGACUCACCAGGUGUUCGGUUGUGCAGUGUUUGAGAGCUCUCCAAAGCAGUUUUCACCAUCCUCGGAAGUGAAAGGUGCCACUUGGUAGCAAUGAUAUUUUAGAAUUUAAUGGGCUUUUGUUGCCGUGGAGACUGCAUUUAAAUAAAUGUAGCCUGUAGCUUAAGUUAACUAAACCUAAUGCUGCUGUUAAAAACAGUUUAUUUUAAUAUUAAUAUACAGUUGAUUAGCAACAGCGGUGCUGUAUUUAAAGAGACACUUUAUUGGAAGUGCAAUCAUAGUUCCUUGUUUUCACAAUUUUACAGUGCAUUCUAAUUACUAUUGGGUGCAAUUACUUUUAAUGGUUAGUGUUUUAUAAAAUAGAAAAAAGUAGAGUUUCCAUGAGUUACAGUAAAUCCCACAAUUAUUUAAAAAAAAAAAAUUCAAUAAAACAUCUUGCGCAACAUGUUACCGUGCCUUUGCCUAACCUAAAUGGAUAGUUGCCAGUUAAAUAAGUGAGUAAUUCAAAUUUCAGUGUCUCUUCUGAAGUAACUAUGCUAUGAAUUGCAAAGACCUCCAUAAAACCACCCAUGGCCUUGCCUUUACAGUAAAUAUAACAACUAAAUGUUCAGGUGGUUUGUGUGCCUGAAUAGCGAAUGCUGAGAUGUGUUUGUUCCGUUGCACAAUACUCAUUUGCUGUGUGAUUACUGUUUAGUGUUGAAAAAAAUCAACUUCCUAGUUAUCAGUGUCUUACUGUGAAGAAAAUACUGGUCUUAGUUGUAAUUAAGAUGCAGUGGUAUAGUGUGUAAUUAAAACUAGAGUAAACUAUUGGAAUGGCUGUUUUACUUACAUAUUAUCAAAACUAGCAUAACAUAAGCAAAAUAGAUACACAACACUCCAUUUAAUGUUUUAUGACAUUGCUCCCAGAAAUCUACCAAAACCAAAAUUUUAGUACCAGGUUUGUACAGGCAAGUCUUGUUCUGGGUAAAAGGUUAUAUUAGGAUUGAUAUACACAUGAGUUGUGAUGAUGGCUUUUGAUUACUUUUUUUUUCAAAUCCUGCUUUUAAAAUAUUCUUGUACUUUGAAUUUGUAUGGCUAGGACAUUAUGUUAGGGUAUUUAAUAUUUCCCAGGCUCCCCUAAGAUAAACUGUGGGAAUCACUCCUACACCAUGGAUAUCACAAGUCCACGUUGGGUUUCAUUUCCCCAAUUAUCAGAAGCAUUCUUAUCAAUCCCUAUUGAAGUAAGUUGGGGAAAAUAUUAACUUUAUCUACAGUGUAUUACUGUAUAUUAAACUAAAAUAGUCCAUUAAAGGAUUUUUUUACAAAUUUAUUUUGGAUUAAAAAUAUCAACACCAAUAGGUUUUUAGACCAAGUUGUGACUUUUCAGUAGGAAGAGUAUAUCAUAUUGGGACAUUUUGCAAAGCUGCAAUAAGGUGAGAAAGCGUGCCCUGGGUGGAGAUCGUGUCCAUGGGGGGCUCUGGGUCCCUAGCACCUUGUGCAGUUGUUUGUGUGCUGUUCUCUCCUGAGCAUGAAAGUAAGGAUUAUCCAGUUUGUAUUUCCUUGGUACAUAUUUUAAAAACAACAUAGUCAUUGACUUUACAAUUCAGAAAUAAAGUUUGGCAAAGCCUAUUUUGUAAACAAGUUAAUUUUAUAAUGUAAAAAAAAAAAAUAUUACUCUAACCUUGACUUGUUAUUUGCACUUUCAUAGUCUAUACUUGAUACAUUCCCACUUUAUAUACAGUAGGAUUCUACAAACGUAUAGAUGUUUGGCCAAAUGAAUGCUGUUAAUAAUAUGUAAAAUUCUUUGAUUAAACAUUUAUUACUUAAACUACUUCCAUUUUGUCUCAUUACAUUAUGGACUUUGUUUAAACCAAAUCAAGAAGCUGAUUUUCUUUAAAUUAAAUUCCUUCUAAUAUGAUGGGAUUAAUUUGGUUCUUACAUGCAAUUGAUUAGUGCCUAAUAUUUUUACAUUAGACCACCUACUGAGUAUUUUAUACCCCAAUUAUAAACACAAAAUCACUACCUAAUAAUGUGUUAAAACAUUGUAACUAAGUGCUUAUUUUAUUUUCACUGUAGUUUUCAGGAGAAAAUAUUGAUUUUUCCUUGAACUCUCUAAUGGAAAUACACAGGGGAAAAAAUGAUUUUAAGAUAUGUUUUGUGAAAUUGAUUCGAACAGGAAACAUUUUUUUAUGCUGUGUAAAUAGAAACACCUGCCUUUCCAUCCAUUUUACUGUUCUGUCUCUUCUGAGUUAGCAAAAUAACCCCUGGUGUCUGGACUUGAGUGUACAUACAUAAAUUCCAGGCCACCAGCUGGUGCUUUAUGGGGUGGGUGUACCAGUGAUAAUCAUUUAGAGUUGUGUUGUCUUAUUUAUGCCUUCCACUGCGUGGAGCUGGAGCUCCACUACCAAUGUCCAUAUGCUGGAUUAUUCUUUAAAGGUUUUUGUAGCCACUGAUCUCGUUUCCUCCUCUCCGCCCCCCCCAAAUAUUGUCAACUUACCUGUUACGAAUUAAAAUCUGAGACUUAUUAAGUUUGAUCAUAAUUUAAAAACAAUUAUAGUUAGUGUAUCUCAGAAGAGUAAAAAAAGGUUUAAAUAUUAAAUGUAAAUACAAAUUUGGGGGUGUUUUUUUGGCUGAAAUAAAAACUCCAUAGGAAAAACAUUUUCUGGUGCUUGGCUUUUGGGCUGAGUAGUAGUUUUUUCUCAGUAUUGAUCAAUAUAUGGGUUUACUGGAUCUUUUCCUUAGCAACAAUGUAUUACUGCCUUGUCAGUGGCUGUAACCUCACCAUCAUAGAUUUCUUUCUAUAAAGAUAUAAGUGGACCUUUCUAGACUGUACUGCAUAACAGUCCUUAUUUUAGGAAAGAAGAAUGGACCAGGAAAAUCUCCUUUACCUCUCUGUUCCACUUAGGACUGACAGGUGGGUGUCAGACUGAGUGGUGGCCAAGGUUUUGAAAGAAUUAUUCUUCCUCAUUCUUUGAAACUAUAAUGUUAAAAAUAUCUUGAUCAAGCUACAUAUCAUCUCUUAGCCAGCUAUCUCAUUAAGUAUUUAUUGCAUAAGGGCCUAGCCUGUACAAGGCAUCAGUUUACAGACAGGUUCAUUGUAUAUAUAGAUACAGAUAUGAACAGAAGAAAAUAUGUCUCUCUGGUUUUGGGAGAGACACUGUCCUUAGACCUCUUGUGCUUCUACACGUCUUGCUGGGUGUUGUAAGACUGCAAGGCCCUGACCACAGUUUCGCCUGGGUCAUUUCUCAGGGUUGAUGCAGGCGGCAACCUUGAGGACAGAGCAGGCUUAUUAACUGCUUGCUAUAAAAUCAGUGGACUCCUCAUGCUCGGUGUUCCUCAGUUGCAACAGAAACCCACUGUGUGUUUGGCAUCGAUCUGGGCCCGGGGUAUGGGAGACUGACACAAACAGGCUGAUGUUCUUGCUCCUGCAGUGCCUCUGACUCUGAAGUCUUGUGUCUGUCAGCAUCCAUGAAACCGUGACAGGCUGACUUACUGGUUUGUAAGCAGGGCAAAUCCCAGAUUUGACAGUUUUGGCAAAGAGGAUGGGGUGAUGACCAAGACAGAGAUAGGAUUUUCUGAAAGAGGGACCAGGUUCAGGAAUACAAGAAGACUCACUGGGAUCUGGUGGUAAAUGCUCCCAUCCAGGGUGAAAUGGGUGAGGGGAGAGAGGUGUAAGGGUUCCUCACUGUCCGACCUAUUAAUGAACAGGAGUUGAAUUAAUGUUUAGAGGCUUAGUAUCAAGAGAGAGGAUUGAAACAAGCUGCCCAAAUAGUGGCUUGGUUGUUGCUUACUCCUCCAGGCAGGCAGAGCUAAGAGGUGUUUUCAUGACGAGGAGAUAGCAAUUUCUGUGGCCCUAGCUGAAAGACAGUGUUCUGGGGCUGCUGAGUAAAGGAGUCCCCAAACCUAAAAUAACUGGUAUGAGCAAUGAGGACUUUACUAUUGGAUUAAGAGCUUUGGGUGCCAGAAAACAUUGAAGUUCAUUUGAUUGAGCUGCAAGCAAUUGCAGCACCUUUCAAAUGUGAAAGUGAAUGAAUGCAAAGCCCUGCCUGAAAGCACAGAGCAGGCCACACUUACGGCUCUGGCCCCUGCAGCAGCCCACUUAGCGAAUAGAGAGGACUAGGUGCUGGGUGCAAGGGUGGCCCAGAGACUAGAAUGCAGCAGUGUGCACAAGGACAGAAAGAAGCCCUGGGAGAGGUAAUGGUGCCAGUGCUCAGCAAAGAGGAAAGGCCUACCAUUAAGGCUUCUCCAUGCAGGCUAGCCUCCCCCCACCGCCCUGGGCUUCCCAGGCCCCUGGCUGGAGAUAGCACAAUCUUUUGGCACCCAUUUUCCAUUCGUAACUGUAGCUCCUGACUCAGAUGCAUUUUAGUCUCCUUGGUCUUUGUUCCUGUAGGGGAAAAGGGACUUGGCCAUGGUUCAUAGUGGGCAGGGAAGCUUCCAAGUCUGAAUGUGUCAUGGAAUUGAUGUGUUAUGUGUCUGCACUUACCUGUCUCAUAAUUGUCAUUGGGAAUGCUCCCAGUCAGGCAUCUCCACAUGUGUGGAGGUGAUAGUGUCUUUCUUCCUCUGACAGCAAUACUAGACUGGCCUACCCAACCAGCCCUUUGGGCAGACUUCCCAGGAAGAGUCAUACUCAAUUCUGGAUUCUCUAAAGUAGAAACCUUCUGUGAAGAUUUGGGAAGUUGUUGGAUGGGAUGUUCGCUGAACGAGAACUAAAUAAACCAUUAAGUUAUUAUUUUCAACACCAAGUCACACUAAAGGUCCUUUAGAGCAGGGGUCAGCAAGCCUUUUCUUUCAAGGACCAGAUAGUAAGGCUUUUUGCUUUUGUGGGCCGUAUGGACUCUCCCGCAGCUUCUGAAUGCCUGGAUACUGAAAUUAAAUGUACAAUACCGUUUAUAGUUGCUCAAAAAAAAAAAAUACUUCAAGGUAAAACUAGCAUAUUGCUAUGACUUCAGAGCCAUGUACUGGACUUGUGUGCUAAAAACUACAAAACAUUGAUGAAGGACAAUCAAAGAAGAUUUAAAUAAACAGACAUAGUGUGUUCAUGAGUUGAAGACUCAACAUCAAAAAGAUGUCAAUUCUCCCCAAAUUGAUCUACAUGCUUAAUGCAAUUUUUCUCCAAAUCUCAACAAGAUGUUUUCUAGAAAUAGACAAGAUGAAUCUAAAAUUUAUAUAGGAUGGCAAAUGAACUAAAAUAGCUAAAACAAACAAUUUUGAAAAAAAAAAUGGGAGGAAUCACUGUACCCAAUUUCAAGACAUACUGUAUAGCUGUAGUAAUCAACACUGUGUGAUACAUGGAAUGGAAUAGAGAACUCAGAAAUAGCCCCAUACAGGCAUCACCAACUAAUUUCUUAUAAAGGUGCAAAAGCAGUACAAUGGAGGAAGGAUAGUCUUUUCAACAUAUGGUGCUGCAGCAGUUGGAUAUCGACAGGCAAAAAUACAAACCUUGACCUAAACCUCACGCCUUGUACAAAAUAAUUAACUCAAGAUGGUUCAUAGAUUUAAAUGUAAAACUAUAAUCCUUUUAGGGGAAAAAACCCCACUAAAACCUGAUUGAAUGGGACUUCAUCAAAAUUUAAAACUUUUGCUCUGUAAAAGGCCCUAUGAAGAUAGAUGAAGAGUCACUCCGGACUGGGAGAAACGUUUUACAAACUACGUAUCUGGCAAAGGACUCAUAUGUAGAAUAUAUAAAGAACUCUGAAAACUCAACAGUAAAAAACAAUCCAAUAGAACCUGGGCAGAAAACAUGAAAAAAUAUUUUACCAAAGAUAUGUAAAUAACAAGCAACAUGAAAAAAAUGUUCAAUACUACUAUCCACCAGAGAAAUGCAAAUUUAAAUCACAAUGAGUUACCAUUACACACCUAUCGGAAUGACUAAAAUAAAUACCAGUGUCAACAGCAAAUGCUGGUGAGGACAUGGAGAAACUGGAUCACUCAUGCAUUGCUGGAGGAAUAUAAAGUGGUAUAGGCAUUCUGGAAGAGUUUGGUAGCUUCCUAAAAAUCUAAGCAUACAUUUACCAUGCAACCAAGUACUUGCAUUUCCGGGCAUUUUUCAUAGAGAAAUAAAAACAUAAGUUCAUAUAAAAAUCUGUACACAAUUGUUCAUAGCAGUUUCAUUUGAAAGAGAAAAAAAAACUGAAAACUACCAAAAUCCCCAUAGUAAGUGAAUAGCUGACUGUGGUUAAGUCUUACGUGAUGGAAUUCUACUCAGCACCAAAAAGGAACAAACUAUUGACAUAUUCAACAACUUGGAUGGAUUUCAAAGGCAUUACGCUGAGUGAAAAAAAAAAAAAAGCCAAUUUCAAAAGG